Molecule: messenger RNA, 2559 nt
Organism: Exophiala oligosperma
Lineage: Eukaryota; Fungi; Ascomycota; Eurotiomycetes; Chaetothyriales; Herpotrichiellaceae
Exons: 2
Coding region: 336-1052 (238 amino acids)
Biological process (GO): import into nucleus
Cellular component (GO): cytoplasm
Source: RefSeq, a predicted model, not a curated record
AUGUCUUUUUGAUGAGCGCAUUUUGUAAAGAGUUAAUUACCGUGGAAUAUUCUUGAUGCCGAGGUUUCAGCGUAAGUGCGUAGCAAAUGCCUGAAAACAAGAGCGGUAGAACUUUGUCCGCGUUCAUCCGGGGGCUUUGACGUUAUCAUUUCACAACCAAGAUCCGGAAGUAGGCAGACAGCAACAGCACGCAAAGAUAGGUAUAUAAAGACCCGGCCUUCUGCAUCUCCUGAAACUUGACAAGAGACAAGCUUCAUACUACGAACAUACAUCACCUACUCCGUUCCCACCACGCAUACGGAGUACCGUCUACAGAAUACGCUCACAAGAACACAAUGGCUACCGCCCUCGUUGUUGGCUGCACCGGCCUCAUUGGAUCCCAUAUCCUCUCGAUUCUUCGCGCCGGCGGCAGUCCAUCGCAAUACACCAGCCUCGACACCAUCGCCCGCCGCUCACUCCCAGCCCCGGCCGAGUCUGGUGUCGUCCCCGUGAACGAGGUGCUUGAAAAAGACACCACCAAAUGGGGCGAGCACAUUUCCGCACUCUCUCCUCCCCCAGCGGCCGUCUUUUACGCACUGGGCACGACUCGAGCGGCAGUGGGCGGCUUCGAGAACCAAAACAAGAUCGAACACGAGAUGAACCUCCAGGUCGCAAAGGCUGCCAAAGAAGCGGGGACAAAGACGUACGUGCUCAUCAGUAGCACGGGGGCCAGCGCAGGCUCCAUGUUCGGAUACCCCAAGAUGAAGGGCGAGAUCGAAGACAUCGUCAAGGCUCUCGAGUUCGAACACACAAUCAUCGUCCGCCCGGGUCUCAUCGUCGGCGAACGUGAACAGAGCAGAGGUGUCUUCGAGGCCGGCCUGAGAUCUUUCGCGAAUGGACUGGGACAUCUACACAGCUCCUUCAAGGAUUCCUGGGCUCAAGACGCAGAGACGAUUGCAAGAGCCGCCGUCGCCGCUGCAGCCGAGGUCGAGAAAGGUGAGGUCAAGGAAAAAGUUUGGAUCCUCGCACAAAAAGACGUGGUCCGUCUGGGAAAGACGGACUGGAAGGCAUGAAAAUCUUGUGUGAGUACGACUAGUAUUGGUUUCACGAAGGGGAGUUUGUUUUUGGGACUUUUUUUCCGCGGCCUGUGAUACCCCAGUUUUUGAAUAUCUCAUGUAACCUACAACUAAUGUCCUGAUACAUAACUGUCGACUUGGUUUUUUUUUCCGCCAACGAGAAUGAUAUUGGAAAACAUAUGUACAAGGACCCCCCCCCCAAAGUUUUAGCCCGUGCAGCAAACAAUCACACACUCUGUUCUCCUUUACCGGCCUCACCACCCCCGGCUCGUCCACCUCCUCCCUCGGACAUCUUCUUCUUGGACCCACCCUGCUCUUCCGCCGUCGGCUGGCUGAGGUCCGGGUUGGCGGGGCUAGAGUCCAAAGGGUUGACCUGGUUCCCUUCUCCGGCCUUCUUUCGAGCCUCUUCCGGGUCGGUGAUGUUGGGAUCGAAAGCCGCCUCUUCGUUCGCCGCCGUGGUGUCGUCGGUGCUCGACUUGGCGUACUCGUUCGCCUCUGGGUUCAUCUUUUCCCGGUCCAACUGUGCAUCUCGCUGAGGGUGUGGAUGACGAUCAGGAUCUUGACCUGACGCGAAUCCAUAUGGGGCGGUUGUGGAUAGCGGUCGAGCGUUUGCUCUGCUUCUUAUCGUUUGAGAGGAAGGAAGGGAUAAUCUCGAGGACCUGAAGCCCCUUGAAUAUCGGAGGAGUGAUGAGAAGGGUGUCAUCGUACUCGUGGUAGACUGUGAGUUCUGUGUGAUUCCGGUAGGUAAGGAGGUAAAGAUAUACGGAGUAGUGCUCGAUAGGAGCACCUGUGGACGACGAGAACGACUUGUCAGGUAUUUAGUUGCUUCCUUAUCUCUUUCAGGCUCUUACAACCUUCAAUCACAGCAUUAAAUUUGUGAGAAGAGAAUGAAAGGGUGCAAAACAUGUUCAACUGGUGUCAUUGAUUGUCUUUUUGCACCACCUACAGCGUAUAAACGCAAGUGACGUCAAGUGACAUGGAGACGGAUGUUUUCUCCAGCUACAAAGGAACGAGUUGUCUUAAGAUUCCCCCACAAUCUUCUCCUCGUACGGAUAGCCAUCAACAUUCCACUCCCAUAACAAACAAUUUGGCCAGGCGCGUAUUUCAUGGCUAGUUUCGUGCCUCCAACGGCAAAACAUGUGGCGUGGGACCUUCGGGCACGACACCGGCCGGGUUCAAAAUGGUCAAACUCACGAAAUAAUGGUUCUUGAUAUGCUCAAAACUGGUGGUGUCCUUGAAAGCCGGCACGGUCCAAUACAAGUUCCUCAACCAUUUGUGGAUGUUAGGGUAUUGAUACCGAAUCAUGCCCUUGUUCGUCUUGAAAAGAGACACGUAGACCGGGUCGAAUCGGAUCAUGGUGACAUACAACCGAAUAUCUGCCUCUGUGAUCUCGGCACCGAAAUAGUAAGGUCCAGGACUGCUACGUGAAGCAAGAUGAGAUUCGACCUUGUCCAAAUGAUUGAACAAAUUGCUGACGGCUUCGUGAUACACUUCUUGUGUUUUG